AAGGUAUGCUCGUCGUCAUCCUGCAUCCUGAGCAAUGGAACGGUGGCUCAGACCGAUGCACACUCGGGAUGAUUAAACAUUUCGUUGAACUGGGGCAUCGAGUUAUUUGGUACACGACGAUGAUCGACUGCUACUGGAAUGCUGAAGAGUUCGAUAACGUGGAAAUACGCAAUGCAAAUUUGCCAUUGCAUCCUGGAGAUUGGUGGACACAGAAUGUAGUGCUUGCUUUGCAACUUAUAUUUUCCGGUCUUGUUCCUGAUCUUGUUGUCAUUGAUCACAGUGCAAGGUACAUGAAUAAAAACAAUUACGAUCUGCAACACUCUUGCAGUUGUUUGCCGAUGCUAAAAUGGCGAUUUCCAAAGGUCAAAAUUUUAUUUUAUUGUCACUUCCCGCAACAGCUCGUCACACCUACACGCUUUUUUCUCUAUCGUUGGUAUUCGCGAAUAAUUGGUUUAAUCGAAGGUCUGCUAUUCCAGCAAGCUGACCUCAUUAUGGUUAACAGUCAUUUUACAGAAAGUCAAUUUCUUCGUGUAAUGCCAGAAGUGAAUCCAUCCCGACUAAUAGUAGUUUAUCCUCCAUGUGACGUUGACGCUGUUAAAACUGGAGGUAAACCAAUUAGUCGCACACAACGUCAGUCUAACAAUAAGCGUUACACAUUCUUAUCGAUAAAUCGUUUCUGGCCAGAGAAAAAACUGGAUAUAAUUAUUCAAGCUGCUGCACUAAUAAAAAGAAACAUUAAGAUGCGGCCACGUAUUGUACUUGCUGGUUCCGUGAUGCCUUAUAUACCUGAAUCAUUUAUUUAUUAUAAUUUACUACAAAAAAUGGUUCGCGAUCUGAAGAUAAUACCUUUGCCUGUUCUAUUUCAUGUUGAUGACAUUGUGGAAUUCGUGAAAUCACCCACAGAUCCGGAAAAAUUCGCCUUGUAUAGAGAAUGUGAUACAGUUCUCUACACACCACCGAAUGAGCACUUUGGUAUUGUACCUCUAGAAGCUUUACAGCAACGUAGGCCGGUUAUAGUCUGUAAUAGUGGCGGUCCAGCGGAAACAGUGGUGGAAGGAGUAACUGGUUCAAAGAUAGCUGCUCCACAAGGAAAACUGUUAGCAAUUGCCAUGGAAGAACACAUGAAACGAACUUCAUGGCCUGCUCUUGAUAAUGAUGACAUCUAUGAGCAUCAGCGAAAACGUUUUGAACAGCACUUCAGUUUGAAUGAGUUUUGCAAUCGAAUCAAUGAUGCCCUUGAUGUUUUGUUUCCUGAUGAUCCGGUUAUGAUCAGGAAUACUUUAUUACUUGGGGAAAAGAAUAGAUGUCAGUAA
Loa loa (African eye worm) is the source of this 1313-nucleotide messenger RNA. RefSeq names its product glycosyl transferase. Gene Ontology annotation, molecular function: GDP-Man:Man(1)GlcNAc(2)-PP-Dol alpha-1,3-mannosyltransferase activity; alpha-1,3-mannosyltransferase activity. The transcript has 8 exons. The record is from RefSeq and is a predicted model, not a curated record. Bases 6 to 1313 code for a protein of 435 amino acids. Lineage: Eukaryota; Metazoa; Nematoda; Chromadorea; Rhabditida; Onchocercidae.